Artibeus jamaicensis (Jamaican fruit-eating bat) is the source of this 4010-nucleotide messenger RNA. It is a transcript of the gene ZBTB47, whose product is annotated as zinc finger and BTB domain containing 47. Gene Ontology annotation, molecular function: protein binding; RNA polymerase II cis-regulatory region sequence-specific DNA binding; DNA-binding transcription factor activity, RNA polymerase II-specific. Bases 489 to 2819 code for a protein of 776 amino acids. Gene Ontology annotation, biological process: regulation of transcription by RNA polymerase II. Gene Ontology annotation, cellular component: nucleus. The record is from RefSeq and is a predicted model, not a curated record. The transcript has 6 exons. Lineage: Eukaryota; Metazoa; Chordata; Mammalia; Chiroptera; Phyllostomidae.
GGGCACCGAAGUUGCGCUCUGGGACUAACAACCCGGCGGCGGAAAGGGGGCUCAGCGCGGGAGAGUGAGGCCGGGGUCCAUCCGCUAGGAUGGGCGGCACGGGGCCUGGCUGCAGGGACCAGCGGCCCGAGGCAGAGCGGGCAGCUCCGGGACGGAGUACACCACGCGUGUCCAUGCCCCGCGCCGGCACGCAGGGCUGCCUGGCCCUUUAAGCGUCCAGACGGCGGCCCCAGCUGACGCGCGGGCUCCAAUCGGCGCCCCGCGCCCCCCGCCCGCCGCGCCCGAGGCUCUGGGGCCGCAGCUGCUCGGCUGCUGGACUCGCUGCGGCCCUGCGCCUCCGCCCGCCCGGCCGCGCCCCCGGGGGCCAUGGUCGCGGGGCCCUGCGCGGGGGCGGCCCCCAGCGCGGCGCUUCAUGGAGCGGCCCCGGCCUGGCCGCCGGGGGCAGCGCGAUCCCGCGGGGCCCUGUGAGCCCCCAGCGCCACGGCACCAUGUUGCUGGUUGAGAAGACAACCGACUCACCGGCGGCCGAGUUCUCGCUGGUGGAGGACGUGGCGCUGCACUUCGCCUGCUUGAUGGGCCGUCUGAACGAGCAGCGCCUCUUCCAGCCUGACCUCUGCGACGUGGACCUGGUGCUGGUGCCCCAGCGCAGCGUCUUCCCGGCCCACAAGGGCGUGCUGGCCGCCUACAGCCAGUUCUUCCACUCGCUCUUCACCCAGAACAAGCAGCUGCAGCGGGUGGAACUGUCCCUGGAGGCGCUGGCCCCAGGUGGCCUGCAGCAGAUCCUCAACUUCAUCUACACGUCCAAGCUGCUGGUCAACGCAGCCAACGUGCACGAGGUGCUCAGCGCCGCCUCCUUGCUGCAGAUGGCUGACAUCGCUGCGUCCUGCCAGGAGCUACUGGAUGCCCGCUCCCUGGGCCCCCCAGGCCCCAGUGCUGUGGCUCUAGCCCAGCCAGCUGCCAGCUGCACCCCGGCUGCGCCACCCUACUACUGUGACAUCAAGCAGGAGGCCGACACCCCAGGCCUGCCCAAGAUCUAUGCCCGCGAGGGGCCUGACCCCUACUCUGUGCGUGUCGAGGACGGGGCGGGGACUGCAGGGGGCCAGGUGCCUGCCACCCUUGGGCCAGCCCAGCCCUUCUUCAAGGAGGAGAAGGAGGGUAGUGUGGAGGAGGCUGGCGGGCCCCCGGCCAGCUUGUGCAAGCUGGAGGGUGGGGAGGAGUUAGAGGAAGAGCUUGGGGGCUCUGGCACCUACAGCCGCCAGGAGCAGUCUCAGAUCAUCGUGGAGGUGAACCUCAACAACCAGACUCUGCACGUGUCCACGACACCUGAGGGGAAGCCGGGGGCCGCUGGGGGCCCGGCCACCAUGGUGCUGGGCCGGGAGGACGGGCUGCAAAGACACUCGGAGGAUGAGGAGGACGAUGAGGAAGAGGAGGAGGAGGAGGAGGAGGAAGAAGAGGAGGGCGGUGGCAGUGGAGGGGAGGAGGAGGAGGAAGAGGAAGGUGGCAGUCAGGGAGAGGAGGAUGAGGAGGAGGAAGGGCACAGUGAACAGGAGGAGGACGAGGAGGAGGAGGAGGAAGGACACAGUGACCAGGAUCAAGAGAGCUCAGAGGAGGAGGAGGAGGAAGAGGAGGAGGGGGAGGCAGGGGCCAGGCAGGGGCCAGCAGGGCGCAGGGGCAGCCGGGCAGAGCCCCCUCCCCUCAGUCACAUGGCCACUCGGUCCCGGGAGAACGCCCGGCGGCAGGCGCCCGCCGAGCCCGAGGAGGCCAGCCAGCGUGGUGGGAAGAGGUCAAAGCAGCCCCCUGGAGCGGCCCCGGCGCCGGCUCGAGGCCCGCAGGCCCCUGACGGGUUGGGGGCCAAGGUGAAGCUGGAGGAGAAGCAGCACCACCCGUGCCAGAAGUGCCCGCGAGUUUUCAACAACCGCUGGUACCUGGAGAAGCACAUGAACGUGACCCACAGCCGCAUGCAGAUCUGUGACCAGUGCGGCAAGCGCUUCCUGCUGGAGAGUGAGCUGCUGCUGCACCGGCAGACAGACUGUGAGCGCAACAUCCAGUGUGUGACCUGCGGCAAAGCUUUUAAGAAGCUGUGGUCCCUCCACGAGCACAACAAGAUCGUGCACGGCUACGCGGAGAAGAAGUUCUCGUGCGAGAUCUGCGAGAAGAAGUUCUACACCAUGGCCCACGUGCGCAAGCACAUGGUGGCUCACACCAAGGACAUGCCCUUCACCUGCGAGACCUGCGGCAAGUCCUUCAAACGCAGCAUGUCUCUCAAGGUGCACUCGCUGCAGCACUCCGGGGAGAAGCCCUUCCGGUGCGAGAACUGCAACGAGCGCUUCCAGUACAAGUACCAGCUGCGCUCGCACAUGAGCAUCCACAUCGGGCACAAGCAGUUCAUGUGCCAGUGGUGCGGCAAGGACUUCAACAUGAAGCAGUACUUCGACGAGCACAUGAAGACCCACACAGGGGAGAAGCCGUACAUCUGCGAGAUCUGCGGCAAGAGCUUCACCAGCCGGCCCAACAUGAAGCGGCACCGGCGCACCCACACGGGCGAGAAGCCUUACCCCUGCGACGUCUGUGGCCAGCGCUUCCGCUUCUCCAACAUGCUCAAGGCCCACAAAGAGAAAUGCUUCCGCGUCAGCCACCCACUGGCCAGUGACGGCCCCCCCUCUGCACCAGGCCUGCCUCCCAACCAGCCUCAGGCUCCCGCCCUGCCCCUUCUCCCCGGGCUGCCCCAGACCCUGCCACCGCCGCCCCACCUGCCCACCCCUCCGCCACUCUUCCCCACCACUGCCAACAGCGGAGGGCGGAUGAGUGCCGACAACUAACCCUGCUCUACACGUGCAGGACCUGGAGAGCCCAGGGGCGGCUGGGAGCACCCCCACACCCUCCCUGCCUUGUGGGAGUGCCCACCUGCCUGGCACCGCUGCGCCCCCAUCCCCAGAGGUGGCUGGACACGCUCUGCUUGAGGCCCCUGCCCCUAGCAGGGGUGCAGGCUGGAGGCACCCCAGAUCUGUUGGAGGACACCUCACUCCCAAGUGCUCCCUUUCAGCGACUCCUUGAAGCCUUUCCUGUUUUUUUGUUUUUUGUUUUUUGAAAGCGAAGGAAAAAGAAAAGAGAGGAAACUAUUUGCAGUGCCCCCCUCCAGGUGAGGGGGCGCUAGAGGCAGCAGAUACAGUGGAAGGGGGGGCCUGGAGAGCAGGUGUGACCUGUCAGUCUGCUGAGGCCUGAGCCAGGCGGUCGUCCAGGUGGAGCCCUGGCCAGCCUCAGCGGCUCGCCCCUGCCUCCCCUGUGCCCCCUGACUUUCCCCCUUGUCCUGGGGGGGUUCAGGGAGGCGGGGGAUCCCAGCCCCCUUGGAGCAGUUGAGGGCUCAGUCUGAAUCUGUGCACAUGGAACAGGGGCUUGAGACUGAGUGCCCGUGAGCAUGGUGGGUGGGGAGCGGUGAGGCGUGAAGACUUUAGACCCAGCUCUGCGCUGUGCAGAGCGGGGCAGGCAGGGGCUGGACCCCAGGCACUGGCUUUCCCCACCCAUCACCCGACCUACACCAGGCCACGCAUCGAGCCCUGGGCGGCAGAUGGGUCGGCUCCCACAGCACCAGCUUCCAGAGGCUGCCGUCAAGGAGCCCCUGCAAAUGAGUGGACCCCAGGGGAAGGGCCCGGGGGGGAGGCUCGGGCACCUGUUUUGAGGUGUCAAGGUGCUAUCAGUGGGGCAGCAGGCAGGGGCUUCUGUUCUUGAGCACCCGCCCUCACCGGCUGCCCUGGCCGUGCCUCCCACACUGGAGGAGACGCGUGUGUCUGUGUUCGUCCCUGCUCCCCGAGGGCAAUGCCAGGCCUCAUGCCCUCCUCGGCCCCACCACAACCUGCCCUGGCUGGUGUCCGGCAUCAUCAUCUCCCCGGGCCCCUGCGCUGGUGUCAGGGUGCCUGUGGCAUCGUUAGUGAAAGGACCUGCACGUUCAGGCCCCGAGGGCAGGGUGGAGUCCAGGGGGUGGGGGAGCCCCUUCCUGUGCACAGUGCUCACCC